Molecule: messenger RNA, 2181 nt
Organism: Uranotaenia lowii
Lineage: Eukaryota; Metazoa; Arthropoda; Insecta; Diptera; Culicidae
Exons: 1
Coding region: 1-2181 (726 amino acids)
Biological process (GO): DNA integration
Molecular function (GO): nucleic acid binding
Source: RefSeq, a predicted model, not a curated record
AUGCUUAGUCCCGAAACCAACGUACAACUACACAUCCUAGUCGACGCCAGCGAAAGUGGUAUGGCGGCCGUAGUAUAUUUGAGGUUCGAGAGAGAAGGAGACAUAGAUGUUUCGCUGGUUUGCUCUAAAACUCGAGUAGCACCGCUUAAAUUUUUAUCUAUUCCUAGAUCUGAGCUGCAAUCAAGUGUAAUUGGAGCAAGGCUUGCCAAAACGGUUAUCGAAAACCUAUCCGUUAAGGUAACUAACCGUUUCUUUUGGACAGACUCACGAAACGUGUUGAGUUGGUUAUCGGCCGACUAUAGGCGGUACAGCCAGUUUGUUUCCAAUCGUGUAAGUGAAAUUUUAGAACUAUCCAACCUUUCUGAGUGGCACUGGAUACCAACAAAGCUGAACGUAGCUGAUGAAGGAACCAAGUGGACAAAAAACCCAGAUCUAAGCAACACAAGCCGGUGGUUCAAAGGUCCUCCGUUUCUCCGACUCCCGUCAAGUCGCUGGCCGCUACCCGAGGAACCAGUCAAGCAAACGGAAAUUGAGCUACGUGCACAUUUACUUUGCCAUGCAGUGUCCCUGAACAAUAACGUUAUUCCUACUUAUAAAUUUUCCUCGUGGAACAAACUGCUCCGUUCUACAUCCUACGUUUUGAGAUAUAUUUCGAAUCUACAUAGCUGUCGACUGAAGAGAAAGUGUUCUACCGGCCCUCUGACCGACGCCGAGCUUCGUGCAUCGUGCACUACCGGGCCUCUGACCAAAGCAGAGCUUCAAAAGUCUGAAAUCUACCUAUUCCGUUACGCUCAAGAAAUUUAUCAACAUGAGAUGGAAAUUCUAUCGAGCCAUAAGGUCGGUAUUGUUCAACGAAAUAUUCCUAAGAAUAGUCCGCUACAUAAGCUUAACCCGUUUUUGGAUGAAAAUUUGGUCAUUCGAGUAAGGGGAAGAAUCUCAGCUUGUGAGUUCGCAUCAUUUGACAUUAAAAAUCCCAUAAUACUACCACGUAGUGACCAUAUUACGUACCUGAUAGUGCUCUACUGCCAUAUACGUUAUCAUCAUCAAAAUCAUCAGACCGUUAUAAACGAAUUGCGCCAGCGUUUUCACAUUGGAGGACUCAGAUCGUUAUACAAAACAGUACGUAAAAGCUGUCAAGUGUGUAAAAUUGAUCGCGCUAUACCUCAACCACCUUUAAUGAGCGAUCUACCACCUUGUCGUGUAGCAGCUUUCACUAGACCAUUCUCAUACCUGGGAAUUGACUAUUUCGGACCAAUCAUUAUCAAAAACGGUCGAAAACAGGAAAAACGUUGGGGUGUCUUAGCGACCUGCCUAACGAUAAGGGCAGUUCAUCUUCAACUUGUGCGCUCGUUGACUACAGACUCCUGUAUUUUAGCUAUUCGCAAUAUCAUGGGCAGACGCGGUGUUCCUAUAACUAUCUACAGCGACAGAGGAACAAAUUUCAUAGGAGCUGACAAUGAGUUAAAACUAGCAUUAGCAACUGUAAACCAGAACAAACUCAUUGAAGAAUUUACAACUACAGACACCCAGUGGAUAUUCAAUCCCCCGGCUUCUCCGCACAUGGGCGGAGCCUGGGAAAGGCUUAUUAGAAGCGUGAAAGCAAACUUAGCAAAGCUUAAACCCACUCACUGUCCAACCGAAGAAGUUUUAGAGAACAUGCUCGUAGAAAUUGAAAACGUUAUCAAUUCCCGCCCACUUACUGAUGUGCCGAUUGACGACGAUAACUCCCCCGUGCUCACACCAAAUCACUUUAUCCUUGGUUCAUCAAAUGGAUUAAAGCCAUAUCUUCCAUUUGACGACAGCUCGCUAGCCGUUAAGAGAGGAUGGCAGUUAUCGCAGAUCAUGGCAAACGUAUUCUGGCGAUGCUGGGUACACGAUUAUUUGCCUACACUAACUCGGCGUGCAAAGUGGUACACAGAAGUAAAGCCGAUCGAAGAAGGAGAUAUCGCUGUUAUUGUAGAUCCCAAACUACCCAGAAACUGUUGGCCAAAGGGUAGAGUCAUCAGCACCACGGUGUCAUCGGACGGGCGUACACGGAAAGCUGUGGUGCAAACCGUCAACGGAAUCUAUGAACGACCAGUGGUGAAGCUUGCUGUUUUGGAUGUUGGCGAUAAGGAUAGAGCACACGAGAAGCCAGUUCCUGUGUGCACUCCGGGGGGGACUGUUACUCGCGCCAACUAA